CUACAGCGCGUACGUGCGGGUGCCACCGAAAGAGUGCUGCUGAGAGCUGUGACGUUUUGUGCCGUCGCGCGCGUGUGCUAAAGGCAAAUACAUAUGACAAAUACUUGCGCAUACACACACACACAUGCAAAUGUGUCUGUCUAUAUAUAUGUGUAAUUUAAUUAACUUGCAUUUUGCAUUCAGUGCCAAUUAAUGCAUAAUUGCAUUACAAUUACAAUUUCAAUUACUAUUGUUAAUUUUUGAAGUGAAACUUAAUGCGUUAUGCUGCCCCGUGCCAAAUUCGCAACAAAUUAACAACAACAAAAAUCAUAAGAAACAAAACAAACAAAUACAACAAGAAUCGCGUGAGCUAACAGCUGCAGAUGGAAAGCAACGCAUUUGUCAGCAGCCAUUUGCCAUCACAAGCGCUUGUUGUACUAUCGGAGGCCGCUUCCGGUUUGCAUGAGGCACUGCGUGGCCAACGUCCGUUUCCAGCAAGAUUACCUGACGCCAAAGAUCUACACAACAUGUCACUAGUCGGCAACUAUAGCACCCAAUUUCUACACAACUUCCAUCCGCAUCUGCUGCAGACGCUCAACCAUGGAAUGCUGGCGGCAAAUGGAGCAGCUGCCGCCGCCGCUGCGGCCGGUGCUCCGGGCGGGUAUUUCGCCAGCGAGCGCUCGCCGCUGGGGAAGCCGUCGGUGCUGUCGAAUUUCUCGCUGCCGUCGGCCUUCUCGCCGCCCAAGUAUAUUGGCAUAUCCCUGGAUCAGAAUCUUUUCAAUGGCAACGAAUCAUUUCGCACGGAUUCGGCCAGCCCCACGUGCACAUCACACGAAUCCAUGGAGGGAUCACAGGAUUACGAUGCCGUUGAAAAGGGUGAAAGUCCGCGCAGCAAUAACUCUCAGGAUCCCAGGGAUUUAAGACAUCUGCACAAUGUGAGCAAAGCGCAUACGAUUGCCUCCUCCUCGACAGCAUCCAGCAGCUCGUCGUCCUCCUGCUCGACCAGCUCGGCGGCAGCGGCAGCGGCGGCAGCAGCAGCCAUUAGCUCGGCGGCCGUGGCUGCGGCCACCAGCAGCGCAGUCGUCUCCAUGGCCACGCAUUUGGCCAGUGCGCAUCAGUCGUCGCCGGGUCACCAUCAUCCGCAUCCACAUCCGCAUCAGCAUCAGCAUCAUGGGCAUCAUGUGGGCGCCGGCGGUGGGCAGCUGCAGCCGCCCACGCACCACCAUAUGGUGCAUGCCCAUCCACAUCCGCUGACCCAUCAUCAUGCCGCGCUGGCCAGUCUGGCCGGACUGCGUGCAAUGCCGGGUGGCAUGAGCCUGGUCAGCGGUUUGCAGGCGGCGGCUGCCGGUGGCGCCAUACCCGAUCUCUGUCCCGUCUGUGGACUGAAGCUGAGCCCCGAGGAAUGGCAUACGCACUUCCUCACCGAGCUGGACCGCCUGUACAAGCUGAGCGCCGGCUUCGAGCGCGCCAAUCUCCAGGCCACCUACAUGUUCGCACCGCCCUGCCCAGCCCAGGAGAAUGCCAUACGCACCAGCCACAAUCGCUGGGAGACCUUUCAGCGCAUUCGCAACAAUCGACAGAAUCGACUGCGGCUGAAGGUGCGCAAGCGUAAGUACGGCGAAAUGUACAUGAUGGAGAGUCUCUACUGUAGCAGCUGUCCCAUAUGCAAGCGCAAAUAUGCGCUGGAGACAGGGAAACUGCCUCCAGAGGAGGACGCCAAGAUGCAGGAUGAAAUCGAAACGGUGGAUGUGGAGAGCUGCAACGAUGAUGUGCCGGACUCUGGCUCGGAGCUGCCAACGGCAGCUGGUGGUGCAGGUGCACUGACGCCCAAUAUGCCGCCCUCCAGCAUGCACAACUCGAACGCCCAGCCGGGCAAAUUGGAUGGCAUACUUUAUCGCACGGCGUGCGUUAUUAACCAGAAGGAUGCGCAUGGAGAUGAGCAGGAUGUGAGCACCAACGUGACGGCAGCCAGCAGCAGCAGUGUCAGCUGGUCGGGCGAGACAACGGCCAGCACUCAGGCGCACAUCAGCGUGAAAAACGUCAGCGAGCUGUCAUCUACCACACAUCACUAUUACAAUGCAGACUCCUGCGGCGUGGGCGUGGCUGAGCAUAGCAACAGCGCCAACAGCAGCAGCAACAACAACAACAACAGCAGCAACAACAACAAGGAGCUAAUGAUGGAUACGGCCAUGUGCCAGAACGACAGCGAUGAGGAUGUCAUUGUGGAUGACGAUGAAACUGUGAAAAUGACGACCAAGUCGCACAGCUUUAAGCGACGGCUGGAGGAUAAUGUGGCCAGCAGCCGCAGCUUGGAAAACAUUUCGCCCAACGAGGAGCGUCCGCGAUCGGAGCCACAGGUUAGCAGCACCGAGCCAGGGCCAAUGGAUAUCUCACACAGCAGCAACAACAACAAUAACAACAAUAAUAACAACAACAACAACAACAAUACGACAACUGCAAUCAAAUAUGCGGAGACCAUGGAGAACAGUCUGUCGCAGCUAUCAUCAAUGGGCGUGCCGGGAUUAACACAAUUGGACACAAAGGUGGGAAUUAGUUCGGAUUUAAAACCGGACGAUGAAAACAAAUGUUUCAUUUGUAAGACAGGCAUAAAGGAUCUCAACACAGAUGCGUUUCUACGCGGACGUAAUUUCUAUUUCCAUCAGAGCUGCGCCAAUGUGAUGAGCAGCUAUAGGCUCAACAAGGAGCUGCUCAGCCAGGCGCAGGCACAGAGGGAGGCCAAUGCGGCGAAUGCGGCGAAUACGCCGCGCAGCUUGUCGCCAUCGCCCGCACAGUCGCCGCAGCAGAGCGCUGCCACCCCGGCCAUGGAGUAGACGGCGAAUUGAGCAAUCAAAGCGUGAAUUUAUUACAGUUAAUUAAUUCAAAUAUUGUGGUAGCUAAUGAAACAAGUUAAGCGAAUAUCAUGUUUAAUUGGGCAUGUCAAACGCUCGCCCCAAAGCGGGCAACAGUUUUUGUCUCGAUUCCUUUCUGCGGUGCUGCCCAAAAGCGAGCAACCAAUUAUUUCUAAAAAUAUUUAUUUAAUUUGUUUAUUUUUUCCCCUUUCGCUAUGUAAAUUUACGAUAUAUUUUU
Drosophila mojavensis is the source of this 3066-nucleotide messenger RNA. RefSeq names its product protein Teyrha-meyrha (gene tey). The transcript is spliced from 9 exons. Gene Ontology annotation, molecular function: ubiquitin protein ligase activity. The record is from RefSeq and is a predicted model, not a curated record. Gene Ontology annotation, biological process: protein ubiquitination. NCBI's taxonomy places the organism in Eukaryota, Metazoa, Arthropoda, Insecta, Diptera, Drosophilidae. Bases 363 to 2810 code for a protein of 815 amino acids.